Molecule: messenger RNA, 1935 nt
Organism: Argiope bruennichi
Lineage: Eukaryota; Metazoa; Arthropoda; Arachnida; Araneae; Araneidae
Product: protein henna-like
Exons: 13
Coding region: 102-1472 (456 amino acids)
Biological process (GO): L-tyrosine biosynthetic process; L-phenylalanine catabolic process
Molecular function (GO): iron ion binding; phenylalanine 4-monooxygenase activity
Source: RefSeq, a predicted model, not a curated record
UACUGUCGAGAAUUUUUAAGGUUCCUUCGGCAGUGUGGUCAUUGCGAGAAAAGGAACGCAACAAGUGUCUAUAAGCACACAUUCCUGCUCAUUUGGUCAUCAUGGAAGGCAAAGUUGUAGAUUUGACGAUGUUUUAUAAUGGGGACAAAAAUAAGAAGGAGAGCCGGAAUGGCGAAGGCUUCUCGAGGAAAGAAAGCGUGGAGAGAAAUCUUCACACCAUGAUCAUCCUUUUCUCGCUCAAGGAAGAAGUCGGAGCCUUGGCGGAAGCUCUCAGAGUAUUCAAGGACAACAAAAUCAACCUUUAUCAUAUCGAGUCUCGAUCCUCCAAGAGGCUGGAUGAUAGCUAUGAAUUCAUGGUUGAAUGUGAUACACGGGCUGGAAAUAUCAACCAGGCCAUGGACCAAAUUCGGGAAAAAUCCAUCUACAUGACGAUUAUUUCGACGGAUCAUAAGGAUAAAGCAGAAGCGGUGCCAUGGUUUCCAGGUAAAAUUAAGGAUUUGGACAAGUUUGCAAACCAUAUAUUAUCUUACGGAUCUGAAUUGGAUGCUGACCAUCCCGGUUUCACAGAUCAAAAAUACAGAGAAAGAAGGAAAUAUUUCGCAGAUAUUGCUUUCAAUUACAAACACGGGCAGCCUAUACCUAAAAUCGAAUACACAGAAGAAGAGAUCAAAACAUGGGGAACAGUUUUCAAAGAGCUGACAAAACUCUACCCGACACAUGCUUGCAAGGAACACAAUCACAUCUUCCCUCUGAUGAUUGAGAACUGCGGUUACAGAGAAGACAAUAUACCACAAUUGGAAGAUGUUUCCAAUUUCCUUAAAGAUUGCACCGGCUUUACCCUCCGACCUGUAGCUGGACUUCUAAGUUCCAGGGACUUCUUGGCUGGCCUUGCUUUCAGGGUUUUCCAUUCGACUCAGUACAUUAGACAUCCUUCCAAACCCUUUUACACUCCAGAACCGGACAUCUGUCACGAACUGCUGGGACACGCUCCAUUGUUCGCAGAUCCAAGUUUCGCCAGAUUUUCACAAGAGAUUGGUCUGGCCUCUCUUGGUGCUCCAGAUGAAUACAUUGAGAAAUUAGCCACGUGUUACUGGUUUACCGUAGAGUUUGGCCUCUGCAAACAAAAUGGGAAAAUUAAAGCUUAUGGAGCCGGGCUACUUUCGUCAUUUGGAGAAUUGGAAUAUUGCUUAUCGGACAAACCGGAAGUCAGAGAAUUCGAUCCGCCAAAGACUGGAUGUCAGAAAUACCCCAUCACAGAGUAUCAGCCAGUUUACUACUUGGCAGAGAGUUUUGAAGACGCACAGAGGAAAGUGAGGGAGUUUGCUCUAUCGAUUCCACGUCCAUUUACUGUAAAAUACAACGCUUACACCCAAAGUGUGGAAAUACUGGACGCUAAACCUCAAGUUGAAGAACUUGCCAAGGACAUUCAUUCUGAAAUGGAGUUACUGAUGGAUGCACUUCGGAAGAUUUAAAGAAAAAGAAUAUUCGUCGAUGUCCUGUAUAUUAUCACUGUUUUAUUUAGUCAUCGCUGUAUGAGUUACCUUGUUUAACAUUUUAGAUAUAUAGACUCACUGAAUCUUACUUCAAAGAAUUGAUGAACUUUCAUGGACAGGCAAUUAUCAAAAUACAUUUAUUGAAUCAUUUCUUUAUUACUAAAUCGAAAUUGGAUAUCAUUUAAAUUCCUUUCAUACAGAAAAAAGAUACUUUGCUGAAAUAUCAGUACAGAAAAACUGAUUUAAAACAUUUUUUGUAUUUUAGUUCAAAUGUACCUGUUACACAUGUUGUUGAUAUCGAAUUCUAAUACGCAGAACGCCGCUUUACAAAUACAUUUUGAAUUUAUUUUCCCAAGAUAACAUUUGGCGACGUUCUAGGUACUAUAGUUGUACCACAUAUUGUUUUAUAUAUAGUUAAAUAAAUAUUUUUAAGAAAUACGAA